Hyposmocoma kahamanoa is the source of this 1857-nucleotide messenger RNA. Its product is annotated as putative transporter svop-1. The coding region runs from base 100 to 1650 and encodes 516 amino acids. Gene Ontology annotation, biological process: transmembrane transport. Gene Ontology annotation, molecular function: transmembrane transporter activity. The transcript has 11 exons. NCBI's taxonomy places the organism in Eukaryota, Metazoa, Arthropoda, Insecta, Lepidoptera, Cosmopterigidae. Gene Ontology annotation, cellular component: membrane. The record is from RefSeq and is a predicted model, not a curated record.
AGCCCUGCCGUGAUUGCCAUGAUGAUAUAGAAUAAUAUUAUAAUAAAAUCAAUAAAAGAAUAACAAUUAGAGAAGGAAGUGAACAAACAGUGUAUAAAAAUGUCUAGUGAUAAUAAUAACAUGGAUCUGGGAAAAGUGUCCUUUGAAAGUGCUAUCAAUGAAGCAGGGUUUGGUCUCUACAGUUACUUGCUGACAUCAUUAACGGGGUUGUGUAUAAUCUCGUAUGCAUGUGUCGUGUAUGGCGGGACGUUCAUAGUGCCGGCGUCAGCAUGCGAGCUUGGAACCACUACAUCCCAGCAAGGGAUCCUGGUCGCUGGACCAGUUCUAGGUACAAUAAUAGGAGCAGCGUUCUGGGGCUACUUGGCCGACAAGAGGGGAAGAAAAAGCAUGUUGCUCGUAUCGCUGGCAGGCGGAUUGGUUAUGAUCCUGCUGGCCAGCAUUAGCGUUAACUGGAUCAUGUUGAUGGUGUUACAGUUCAUUGCCUCGUUAUUUGCAUCUGGGCAGUACAGUCUCCCUAUGGCAAUACUCAGUGAAAGCGUACCGAUGGCGAAACGAAACUUUGUAGUGCUUCUCGUCACCAGUAUUUUCUUACUAGCUCAAGGUCUUAUGGCACUGGUGGCCAUUCCCAUAAUUCCUCUGCCAUUUUCCUACCACGUACCUGGUUUGGGUAUUCAAUGGAACUCUUGGCGGACGCUAAUGGUGGUCUUUACCUCGCCCAGUAUAAUCUGCUUCAUCUGGCUGCUCUUCAUGCAGGAGAGCCCCAAGUUCGUUUUCUCCAAGGGCAACGAAGAAGGCGCUCUCAACAUUUUAAGAUUUAUACAUAAAAUGAACAAUAGAAAGGGUCAAGAGGAGCUCCCGGUAAAGGGACUUUUGCAACUAACAUCGGACGCACCGGAACAGAAAGGUGCAAUGAAAGAGUUGUUCAAAGCUCCUCUUCUCAAAUAUUUCAUCAUCAUGACAACACUUUCAAUGUUUUUGCAGGUUGGAUCGUUUGUCGUUUGGUUACCGACUAUAGCAAAUCAGUUCGUGGAGAUUCUUCGUACUGGGGAAGGUUACGAAUCCAACCUAUGUGCCAUCAUUAUUAUGGGAGAACAAGCACCUCCUAAUGAAGACGUGGCGCCAUGCUCUCUGAAUAUGAUAUCUUUAUUAAUUGUGUUCGGCGUCGGGUCUCUACAUUCAAUCGUCAAUAUAAUAAUCAGUUUGUUUGUAGACCGCGCCGGCCGCCGUAAUAUGGCGAUGGGAGUCGCGGCUUUUACUGGACUCUGUGGCAUCAUCACCAACCUGAUACCGAAUGCAAUCGGUAGUGCAGCGGUCUUCGUCAUGUUCACAACGGGUUUGUUACUGGUGGGACUGUACACAGCUAUGUCUAUUGCUUUGUUCCCUACACAUCUAAGGGCUUUAGCAAUCUCAUUAACGAUGACCGGAGGUCGUAUGAUGGUGUUUGUUGUGAUACAGAUUCUUAAUCUUCUUCUAAAUUCCAACUGCGAACUUGGUUUUUACCUAUUUGCCACCUUAGUUGCAUCAUCGGCAAUCGUAGCAGCAUUUCUUCCAGAUGACCGCAAAUUGAUCACGGCAACGACAGUAGCAAGAAAAAGCGACACACUAACAGAAGAAAUGGAAACCGAAAACGAGAAAUACACUGCAUUAUAGCAUCAAUUCCACUAUAACAAUGGGAUGUUAUAUUGUAAUUAAAACGGGCUGGACACGUGAACUGUCUCUAUGAUUAUUUAUUUAUACGUUCUUUACUCGUCCUUCACCUUAUUAUAACUUCGACGAUGGCGGUCGAUUUUAUACAGUAUUUUUUGCAAUUAAUAAUUUCCAAAAAUAGUACAAAAUAAAUACCUACAACAAAACUGG